AUGGAUUCAUGGCGGAAGAAGACGUUAGUGGUGAUCACAAUAUGCAUUCUGCUGCUAAUCGCCGCAGCCAUUAUGCUCGGAAUCGGAAUCCACAAGGCGAAGCAGGACAAAGAAAAUUACGACGAGUGUAAGAAGGAGUGCGCGAAUGCAACUAUCCAUACUGUCGGCAGCGUUCUGCACUUUUCCAUUGACCCGGGCGUACCGUGGAAUGAUUCGUACAGUAAACCCGAUGACCCGGCUACGGUGGCCGUGAUUUCGGAGUUUCAGCAGAAUGUAUCUUCGAUGCUGGGAUCGAAUUCUUUUGCGAUCCAAGAAUUUCGGACUAUUCUGCAAUUCUCGACUUUGGCACUGAAUUCAAGACUUUUAGCCGUGUCACCGGAUUAUUUGGUUCCAAACCUGCAGCACGACACCCAAUUCUACGGGACCCUCGUUUUUUCGUCAAAAGUCAGCGCUGAAGAUGUACAGGCGGCCUUGAGGACAAAGUAUACCACCGCUACCGUAGCAGAAUCAUCUCAUGUCUAUUGCCAAGCUCUGAUCGAACAGCCGACUCCAGUGCCGCCGCCUUUGGGAGACUAUCCCUGCGACCCGCGCUCACCCUCACGAACGGUUAUCGUAAUGGUGGAUGUCGCCACACCGAUGGAUCCGACGGUUUCGAGUAAAGAUAAACUGACAGCGGUUCAAUCCUACCUGAAAUCACUUUCCCCACCGGCUGGCACGGAUUGGCAAGGGCUAGAGAUGGGCAUCGGCGUCUACGAGGGCAGCAACGCGUACUUGUUGAAUAAUUGGCGAAGUAAUAGCCAGGCAGAAUGGGAUGCAGCCAUCGCCCAAGUAAUGCUGAAUGAGACCUCGGAAAGCCACAACGUCACUAGAGCUUUCGAAUUUGUUCGCGAUGAGUUUUCCAACCCCAACCUACAACUCAAAGUCGGAACCGCGAGAUCGCUGAUCAUACUGGCCGAUGGAUUUGAAUACGACAAUGGAUUCGGGGAAAAUCGGAGUCGAGUACUUGCCGAGGUCGUUGCCCAAACUUUCUAUACGUCAACGGUGCUCGUCAGCAACUCGCGCGACAUCCGAUCCGUAUUUACCUCGAUUUUACCAUCCGGUUACAAGUUUAUCAACAUUGACUAUUGGUACCAGUUGGGGAUGGAGGACAUCAGGACGAGAAGCUUGUGGUGGAUAUGCUUGUCUCUUCCUCUAACCACACCACCACCAACCCUCAUUCCGCCGACAGAGAACCCGAUUACCGUACUGACGACGCCACAUCACCGGCCUACAGUACCUCCCACCCCACCGGGGCCUCCAGAUUUACCGGAAGCUUGCGAUGGGCUUCAAGUGCUUUUCCUCAUCGACAUGUCGCAGAGUAUUGAUGACAAAUUCGGGAACAUCAUCACCUUCAUCCAAUCCUUCAUGGCUCAAACGGAACGCGCUAACGAUACAAAAUUCGGCUAUAUUUCGUUCAACCAAGUCAUCCACGACCAUUCUGGCACGCUCCGGGAUCCCGUGGAUUUCUUGGUGUAUUUGAAUUCGACGAAAUACAUCAAUGGAAAUACAUAUUAUACUGUUGGCUUUGAUGCGAUGAGCUCGUUCAACCAAUUUUUCAAUCCGAAUGCCAGCCGAGUUGUGGUAUUUGUGACUUCUGAAAAUGCGAUUGAUAUCAGCGCGGCAAAUAUCGCAAAAAUGGGAAAAAUCGUCCAGGAAAUGCGAGAUGGAGGUGUUCAAUUCAUUACCACCCUGACGUAUCCUACCGCCGACAAAGUGGUGGUCCUCAAUCAAAUUCUGCAAUACGGGAGCCCGGCCGACACCAAUAGCGCAAAAGUCAUCCAGACUACAAACUACGACACGUUGGUGCCGAUGGCCUUCCAGGUUGCCCGAGCCUUGGCUUGUCGACGUGACGCGAGCAAAAAAUGCGCAGUCGAUGUGGUUUGGCUGGUCGAAGAUUCGGAGGUUGUUGUCAACGUCAAGGGGCAAGAAUACGCCCGCGGUGCCAUUUUGGCUUACAUCGAGGCCACUAGGAAAUCAAUGGGACGCUUUGGGGAUCGGAUGGGCCUGGGCUACUACUCGAAUCCGGAUAAUCGGCCCCACACCGAGCACGAUCGUUCCGGGAUUGCUUUGUAUUUGAAUGACCCAAGGUCUUUUGACCCAGACGCGGCUGCUGCCCUCGUCAAAUACACAAUUCCCGAAGAUCCGUGGGGCGUCUACAGUGACAUUGCACUUGGCCUUGAAUUUGCCGAAAAGAUUUUCGGAACCUCCCCAACGAGCAACGCCCAAGUGGUCUUCAUUUUUGGCAGAGGAACCUUUACGCAACCCGGGCAGGACUGCUGCGACGAUCCGUUUAAUAUCUCGUCUACACUUUUGGAGAGUGGUGUAUUGAUGAAAGCUGCCGUCAUCGGAACCGGCAAAAACGAAACCAUUAUGUCGAUGAUCACGGGACAACCAAAUUUUGAGGUCCCUGGAUUCACCCGUACUGAUGCUGAACAAAUCGGAGCGCUGCUGGUCGACCAGUUGCUCGAGUUUAGGCAACAAGCCGUCGAGCAGGGGAACUGCAUGCAACCGGAAUUGAAGAAUUUCUGCCAAGAAAAGUCGGAUAUAGUGCUGAUAAUUCAUAUUCCCCCGACCGGGCAGGAGGAGCUAUUUUAUGCCGUGAAAAAUUAUACGAUCGCCACGUUGCUUGAGGCUUUCAAGGGAAUGGAUUACGGUGGAACGGAUAAGCUCACAAGAGUGGCCAUCCUCACCUACUUUGGCGAUACCGUAACGGUGGUACAAGGUCUUCGCGCCAGCUACAACCUAACUACCGCCAUAAUGGCCGUGGAAAAGAUUGAAUUUGUGAACAACGACGCGGAAUUCAGCAAUUUGAGCCUGGCUUACGAAGAGGCCUGGAAACAAUUCAACACGUCUGGUAAAUCCUACGCUUCUUGGUCGACGAUUGUCAUUACAGAAAUGUUGGACGAAUUCGACGAGGAAGCAGCGCUCAACAUUACGGGCCCAAUGGUCGAGGCGGGUACCUACAACUUUGGGCUUGGAACCAGCGAGAAUGCGUCAUAUUUCUGGGGCAUGGAAAAUAUUUGGAACAAGUAUACGCUAAUCGGUGAGGAGGAUUUAAUGGAACCCGAUGGGGUGCCAGCUGUUUAUACAGCAAAUCAGCUUCGGGAUUUUGUUUGUGACCACUAUCCGGGUGAAGGAAAAUCGACGCUUCCCCCAACGACGACACCAAACGGUCCAACUACCCAGCCAGGAUUCCUACCGCAGGGCAUCCUCGCCGAACAAAAUUGGCCGGACCUGGCGAUCGUAAUAGAUACCUCUACCGAUCCGGGUCUUCACAAACUCAUCGGCAUCGCCGGUGCCGACGCAGAAAAUUCUGCGCUGAACGACAAGGGCUUUGAAGUGCUACGUCUUUUCCUGCUAAACACGCUUCGAAACUUCAAAUUUGACGCGGGGCCGGCGAUGACGCACGUGGCCCUGUUGACUUUUGACGGAACGGCUACGACCCUGUUCAACUUCACCGCCCACUCGAGCUGGGAAUCGAUUUACGAGGCGUUGACGAUAAACCUGCAAUACGGACCUUCGGAUAAUCAUGUGCCGACGAAGGAUAUUGAUCAAGCCAUCCAAAUGCUCUCCGACCACAUCUACCAACCCCUGGCCGGCUACCAAACUGGCAAACCAAACUAUUUGUGGAUUUUCACCACCGGAGAGCAAAAUUUGCAUACCAACAACGGGCAGUACAAGAAUACACUGCUGACGCUGGCCCAGGGUGGUGUGAACAUCUACUCGAUUGGGCUAGGGGCGGUGAACGACACGUUCCUCGCAACAUUGUCUACCGGAUACCGGGCAUUCUUUACAAUCGGCAAAGACUUUUCUCGAUUUGGCCUCGUCGUGUUCGAUUCGACUGGGGUUUUGCCACAAUCAAAAGCGAUGAACGAUCAGUUCGACAAGGCGGUUCUCGUCGACAACAUUAACAAGAUUCAACCGGUGAAUCGAGCGUUAAAGACGGCGAAGUAUGACGACGCCAUUGCCUAUAUCAACGCCACCAUUAGCGAUCUGGCGAAUGGAAAACGAAAUACGGCGCCGAGUUUUACCAUUUUCUUAACAGCAAAUAAUGACUGCAACUAUGUCAUUCCAAUCGGCUCGACAAACUUGACGUACUUUAACCAGGACAUCUAUACGGUUAUGGUGCUUGGACUGGACAAUACCACGCUGCCCAAUUUCACCAGGACUCUAGCGACAGAG
Mesorhabditis spiculigera is the source of this 4221-nucleotide messenger RNA. NCBI's taxonomy places the organism in Eukaryota, Metazoa, Nematoda, Chromadorea, Rhabditida, Rhabditidae. The record is from the annotation of a GenBank genome assembly.